AUGGUCAUUUUGUGGAAAUCAAACAUCCCUGCUGUACAAAUCGCUCAGAUUUUUAUCAAGGAGAUUUUUCGACUUCAUGGGUUGCCUCGCAUCAUAGUCAGUGACCGUGACCCUACUUUCCUAAGUCAAUUCUGGAUAGCAUUCUUCCAAGCUCAAGGCACCAAGCUCUGCCACAGUUCAGCGUAUCAUCCUCAGUCCGACGGACAAACUGAGGUUCUCAACCGCACGCUGGAACACUAA
Molecule: messenger RNA, 240 nt
Organism: Prunus armeniaca (apricot)
Lineage: Eukaryota; Viridiplantae; Streptophyta; Magnoliopsida; Rosales; Rosaceae
Source: the annotation of a GenBank genome assembly